Messenger RNA from Trametes versicolor FP-101664 SS1, 1694 nucleotides. RefSeq lists its product as uncharacterized. Gene Ontology annotation, biological process: ubiquitin-dependent protein catabolic process; vacuolar transport; positive regulation of protein ubiquitination. The transcript has 3 exons. The record is from RefSeq and is a predicted model, not a curated record. The coding region runs from base 23 to 1447 and encodes 474 amino acids. Gene Ontology annotation, cellular component: endoplasmic reticulum; perinuclear region of cytoplasm; Golgi apparatus. Lineage: Eukaryota; Fungi; Basidiomycota; Agaricomycetes; Polyporales; Polyporaceae.
ACAGCCUUUCCCCCUUCCUUCGAUGCCAACACCGUAUGCGCCGCUUGCUGGCCCGCGCUACGCCCCGGAGGCGGCGCAGCGCGAGCUCGACGACGCAUUCGACUCCGAGGACGAAGGCCAGGACUCGUCCGAAUCCACUCCCUUGACCCGCUCCCUCCCGCCCCGCACCGCCUCCCACGCACAUCCCCCGCUCGACGAAGACGAUGCGUUCCCCUCCCCAGCGCCGACACCUCAGACCGCCCCAGGCGGAUACGACUUUGAGCGGGACUACGACUAUGACUACGCCCGCCCGCCACCAGGUUCUCCCCCAGGCCCCUCUGCACGGGCGCUCCCGAAUGAUAUUGGAAACAGCAACGGCCAGUUGCCGACGGCACCUGUAGAGCCGCCGCGUCCGCGUAUGCCUUUCUGGCGCAAGGCAGUCGGGGCGUUGUUGCCUGAGCACUACGUUAGCGUGCCGACGGAGGCCCCUGGGCACCGAGUCGUAGGUGGGGGCACCGAGAACGACGGAGUGUUUGCGAACGUAAGCGCGAAGCCCUCGAUGCCCAUGAGGAUUACGGAUUUGGACGGGAACACCCACCUGGUCCCGGAGGAGGUGCAGAAAGAGACACCACCGUCAUAUGCCGAGGCCCAGCUCGAUGCAGUACCCCCGUACUGGGAGACCACGGUGCACGCCCCCGCGGCGGCGCUCGACCCGAACGCAUACAUGAUCGUGGACGAGCUCCCCUCCGGCUCCGUUCUCUCCUUCCUCGUCACCGCCUUCGUCUCGUUCUUCUUCCAGUUCGCCGGGUUCGUGCUCACAUACCUCCUGCACACCACGCACGCAGCGAAGUUCGGCUCCCGCGCAGGCCUCGGCCUCACGCUCAUCCAGUACGGUCUCAUCCAGUACGGCGGCUCGUUUGGGCGCAUGCACGGCGGGAUGGGUCCCGGGGAGGAUGGCGCUGCGGAUGGCGAGGGUGCAGGUGCGAUGUCGAUGGCGGACGUGAUCACCAAGUGGAACAGCACACGGUUCACGGACCCCGUGCUUUUGAAUGGUACCGCCGGCCCCUUCGACAUGUCGUCGUUCAACGCCACAGAUCCGAACGCCGUGUUUGAGCUGCAGUUCGCGGUCACCUCCCGCGAUUGGGUUGCACUCAUCCUCAUGACUCUCGGUUGGUUUUUGCUGUUAUCCUCGGCCGUCGGGUUCUACCGCGUGAAGCGAUGGGAGAACGCGAUCCGCGUCGCGUCGCUGCCGCAGGAGCCGCUCACGCCCGAGCAGCGGCGGCACGACGAGCAGGUACGGCGGAACAUCGAGGCCGCGUUCGGCUUCGGGGACCUCGACGUGGACGAGGACGAGCACUCGCGGGAGCUCGAGGAGGAGAACGCGCGGCGGCGCGCGGCGCAGAUGGCGCAGAUGACCGAGGCGGAGCUGCGGGUUACGCGCACGCUCCAGGCCGCGGGGCUGCUGUAGCGCACCGCUGCGUGGGACUAGAAGUUCUAGGGUAUUGUAUGCUGUAAUGCUUUCUCGUUUGGCCCUGGAUGCUUGCGUCGCUGUCGUUGUCGCUCUCUUCUGCGCUCGUGCACUGCUGUUGUGGCGCAGCGUUGGGCAAGGGAAAUUCCGUUCGUUUUUAUUCGCUUGGCAGGCUCCGUGUGCGUCGUCGUAUGCGUCCGUCUCCGUGUAAUUUAUGGUACAGUAUUCGAGUCUGAUUUUUGGUAGU